Dictyostelium discoideum AX4 is the source of this 1683-nucleotide messenger RNA. RefSeq lists its product as hypothetical. The record is from RefSeq and is a predicted model, not a curated record. NCBI's taxonomy places the organism in Eukaryota, Evosea, Eumycetozoa, Dictyosteliales, Dictyosteliaceae. The coding region runs from base 1 to 1683 and encodes 560 amino acids. The transcript is spliced from 3 exons.
AUGAAUGAGAUAAAUAAUAUCGUUAACAAUAUUGAUAAUAAUAAUAAUAAUAAUAAUAAUAAUAAUAAUAAUAAUAAUAAUAAUAAUAAUACUAUUAAUGAAAAUAAUAAUCAAAAUAUAAUAAUACCAAUUAUUAAUGAAACAUUAUUAGAUAAUGAUAAACAAUUAAUUGAACAACACAAUAAUGAAGAUGAACAAUUAAAAUUAAAAAAAUUAUUAUUAAAAAGAAAAUUAGGUAUUAAUGAAAAUAGUAAUGAUUUAAUUCAACAAGAACAACAAUCAAUAAUUACUGAAGAAGAACAACAACAAGAACAACAAAAAGAAAAUUUAAAUACAAUUGAUGAAGAAAAAAGAAAAAAACAAAUUUUACUUGAAUCAUUUAUUGAUUUUAAUAAUGAAAAUUCAUUAAAAGAAUAUUGUAAUGGACCAAUAAUAACUUCAAAUGAAAAUCAAUCAAAUUGUUCACUUGAAAAAUUUUAUAAAGGUUCAAAAUGGUCUCCUGAUGGUACUUGUUUAUUAUCUUGUUCUGAAGAUAAAUUUAUAAGAUUGUUUGAAAUUAGUAAUAAUUAUAAUAAUAAUAAUAAUAAUGAAAUUUUAAAUGUUGAAAAAGCAGUUAUUGAAAUUAAAGAAUUUGAAAGUAUUUAUGAUUAUUGUUGGUACCCAUUUAUGAAUUCAAAUAAUCCAACAACAUGUUGUUUUUUAACUUCAUCAAAAGAAUAUCCAAUUACAUUAUGGGAUGCUUUCAAUGGUAAUAAAAGAUGUACAUAUAAACCUUAUAAAGAUGUUGAUGAUUUAGAAUCUGCUUAUUCAAUUCAAUUUAAUUCAAAUGGGACAAAAAUUUAUAGUGGAUUUAAAAAUUCAAUAAAAAUUUUUGAUAUUGAUAGACCAGGUGAUAAUUAUAGUGAAAUUAAAACAAGAUUUAAGAAAAAUAAAAAUAAAAAUAAAAAGAGAAUUAAAGGGGAUUUUAGUGAUGAAAAUUUAAAUUUAUCAGGUAUAAUUAGUUGUAUUUCAUUUGAUAAACAAUCAACAAGUGGAUUUUUUGCAGCAUCAACAUAUAAUGGUAAUAUUGGUUUAUUUGAUGAAAGAAUGGAUGAAUUAGUUGAUAUUUUACCUGACCCAAUUAAUUUAAAUUCUCAACAACAACAACAACAGCAAAUUGGUGAUGAUGGUGAAAUGAAUAUUAAUUAUAAAAUGGGAAUUACACAAAUUAUGUUUUCACCAAAAGAUUCAAAUUAUUUAUUUGCAUCAUUUAGAAAAUCAAAUUAUAUAAUUGGAUGGGAUAUUAGAAAUACUGUUGCACAACAAGUAUAUCAAUUAUAUAGACCAUUAUCAAGUCAUCAAAGAAUUCAAUUUGAUAUUGAUCCAUUCUCUUCAAGAUAUUUAUCAACUGGUACUCAAAAUGGCCAAUUAUUAAUAUAUGAUUUAUUUAAUAAUGGUAAUUUAAUUUAUAAUCAAUCUUUAAACCAAUCUUUAAAUUUAAUUAAUGAUGAAAAUAUUCAAUUAAAUGAUAAUAAUAAUAAUAAAAAUAAUAAUAAUAAUAAUAAUAAUAAUAUUUGUAUAAAUUCAACAUCAUUUCAUCCAUAUUUACCAUUAAUUUCUUUAACAUUUGGAGAAAGACAAUUUAAUUUAAAUAGUAAUAAUAAUUUAAAUAAUUUUAAAUCAUUUUCAAUAUUAAAAUUUUAA